Colletotrichum navitas is the source of this 327-nucleotide messenger RNA. RefSeq lists its product as uncharacterized. The coding region runs from base 1 to 327 and encodes 108 amino acids. NCBI's taxonomy places the organism in Eukaryota, Fungi, Ascomycota, Sordariomycetes, Glomerellales, Glomerellaceae. The record is from RefSeq and is a predicted model, not a curated record. The transcript is spliced from 2 exons.
AUGUUCUUCUUCUUCGUGUGCGGCGAGCACACCUUCCGCAAGCCCGUCGAGGGUUACGAGGGCAUGGUCUGCCAGUGCUACAACUGCGGCAACAUGGCUGGCCACGUCAUCAAGAGCCAUCCGUGGUUCACGUUUUGCUGGAUUCCUGUCAUCCCCUUGUCUUUCAAGGGCUACACCGAUGUUGUCUGCCACAUCUGCAACUUCGCCCAGCCGCUCGAAAACCGCCCUGAUGUCACAUCGAUGAAAGGCGGCGGUCAGAUGUACCCUCAGCCUGUCCAUGGACAGCCUCCUCAAGGAUGGGGUCAAGCGCCACCUCAGUACCGAUGA